Molecule: messenger RNA, 1199 nt
Organism: Amoebophrya sp. A25
Lineage: Eukaryota; Dinophyceae; Syndiniales; Amoebophryaceae
Source: the annotation of a GenBank genome assembly
UUUUUGAGCUGCAUUCUGAAGGAUACGCUCUGCGAAACACUGUGUGCCAAGUUAUUAAUCGUAGGUUGGGUUCGCAUUUUCCAUGCGAAUCACUUUGAUAGGCAUAUCUACUCACCAUCAUGGUAAUCAUUACUUGUUGGCUUCGCUCCCGCCCAGGUGUGUCAUUCUCGUUGGAUCUUCGACGAGACAACUCGAGCAACACGCGCCCCGGGUUUUCUCUCACAAUGUAGCAAAUUGCUAGACUUUUCCAAAGCCCUGCGCCUUCUUUCCCAUGGUGCUUUAGCCCUUCACGGUUGCUGUGGCUGUCGCCUUUUUUGUUCCACCUCGCUGCCCCCACAUGUUUGCUUGGUUCACCUUCCUUGCCUCCACUCCCUUGCUUCCAUUUCCUUCUUUCCACCUCCCUGUCCUCACCUCCCUGUCCUCACCUCCUCGUCCCCAGCUCCCCGCCCUCACCUCCUUACCCGCACCAACUUACCCCCAUUUCCCUACCCCCACCUCCUUGACUGCACCUCCGUAUCCCCACCUCCGUGACAGACUGCACCUCCUUGACUCCACCUCCCACCUCUUUAUCUCCACCUCUUUGACUCCAUCUCCUUGACUCCACCUGCCUGCCCCCACCUCCUUCUCCCCAUCUCCUUCUCCCCACCUCCUUGACUUCACUUCUUUGACUCCACCUCCCUACCCCCGCCUCCCUAUGUCCACCUCCCUCCCACCAAAUCCUUAUUUCCACUUUCUUACCCCCACCUCCCUGCGGUAACUGCACUGUGUUCGCUGUCGCUGGUAUGGUCUGGCUCUUUGCCUGGAGAUAAGCCCCGACGAAUGAAACUGCAGCUGAUGUGCCAACCGGGUAUGUUUCAACCCGUACAUAAAAAUAUUUCGCGUAUCGGGCCCCCAGGCAAGCAGACCAGGCUCGUUCUUGGGCAGUUUCAGUGGGUUUCAAGGUUUAAGCUUUGUGAUUCGUUACAUACGGUCUUUUUCUGUUUCGUGUAAGGAUUGAGAAUAGUUGGCCAUCGGUAGCUUUAGGCUGGGAAUAAAGUUCAGGGCUGUUAUUCUCGAUUUUCAGCAAAUGUCGAGUUUUAUGGUUAGCUAGGUUGGUAGUAUUAAGCUAAGGAAAAAGUUGCAGGCUGUAGGUCUUCGCUUUCAGCAAGUGUUUUGGUAGCAGCCCACCAGAUCGGCCGACUCUAGUUGAUUCGGUUUCU